CGGACAAAGGCUGAGAGAGAAACCAGAGAGUGAGCCGAGACAGCAAACAUCAGAUCGUGCCCCGACCCACGCCAGCAUGGGCUCCUUCUCCAUCACCAAGGGCUUCUUCCUCUUCCUGGCCUUUUGGCUCCCAGGCCAUAUUGGAGCAAAUCCCGUAUACAGUGCGGUGUCCAACACAGAUCUGAUGGAUUUCAAGAACCUGCUAGACCACCUGGAGGAGAAGAUGCCGGUAGAAGAUGAGGUCAUGCCUCCGCAGGCCCUGAGCGAGCAGACCGAUGAAGCGGGGGCGGCACUUAGCUCCCUCUCUGAGGUGCCUCCCUGGACUGGGGAAGUCAACCCGUCUCAGAGAGAUGGAGGUGCUCUCGGGCGCGGCCCCUGGGACCCCUCCGAUAGAUCUGCCCUCUUGAAAAGCAAACUGAGGGCUCUGCUCGCUGGCCCUCGGAGCCUGCGAAGGUCAAGCUGCUUCGGGGGUAGGAUUGACAGGAUUGGAGCCCAGAGCGGACUAGGCUGCAACAGCUUCCGGUACCGAAGAUAACAGCCAAAUCUGCUCGAGCAGAUCGCAAAAGAUCCCAAGCCCUUGCGGUGUGUCACACAGCUUGGUCGCAUUGCCACUGAGAGGUGGUGAAUACCCUCCUGGAGCUGCAGCUUCCUGUCUUCAUCUAUCACGAUCGAUGUUAAGUGUAGAUGAGUGGUUUAGUGAGGCCUUACCUCUCCCACUCUGCAUAUUAAGGUAGAUCCUCACCCCUUUCAGAAAGCAGUUGGAAAAAAAUAAAUCCGAAUAAACUUCAGCACCACGGACAGACGCUGAGGCCUG
This is a messenger RNA of Rattus norvegicus (Norway rat), 814 nucleotides long. RefSeq names its product natriuretic peptide A (gene Nppa). Gene Ontology annotation, cellular component: cytoplasm; extracellular region; protein-containing complex. The transcript is spliced from 3 exons. Gene Ontology annotation, biological process: regulation of blood pressure; protein folding; positive regulation of cardiac muscle contraction. Lineage: Eukaryota; Metazoa; Chordata; Mammalia; Rodentia; Muridae. Gene Ontology annotation, molecular function: hormone receptor binding; hormone activity; neuropeptide receptor binding. The coding region runs from base 77 to 535 and encodes 152 amino acids. The record is from RefSeq and is marked validated.